Stylophora pistillata is the source of this 921-nucleotide messenger RNA. Its product is annotated as histidine--tRNA ligase-like. The record is from RefSeq and is a predicted model, not a curated record. Lineage: Eukaryota; Metazoa; Cnidaria; Anthozoa; Scleractinia; Pocilloporidae.
AUGUUUCGUUAUGAUCGUCCUCAAAAGGGCCGUCAGAGGCAGUUUUUGCAAUCAGGGGUAGAAUUCUUUGGACCAAAAGCUCCUUUGGUGGAUGCAGAAGUGAUCGCAAUGGCAGAUCAUGUUUUGAAAGCACUAGGCUUAAAAGGCCAGGUUCAGUUGCAAUUGAAUACCCUUGGCGAUGCACAAAGCCGUGAUCAGUAUCGUGAAAAGCUCGUAGAUUAUUUUAAGAAAUACGUGUCUGAUCUCUCCCAAGAAUCUAAAGAGCGGCUAGAGAAAAACCCUCUCAGAAUUUUAGAUUCAAAAGAUAAGAAGGAUCGCUUUAUUAUAAAAGAAGCGCCGCUUUUUGAAAAUUCUUUAACAGGGGAAUCAAGGGAUUUCUUUGAGAAAGUGUGCUCAUUUUUAGAAGACUUAAGUGUUUCAUAUGUUUUGAAUCCUCGACUUGUUCGAGGGUUGGACUAUUAUUGCCAUACCGCUUUUGAAUUCACGACAGACUCUUUGGGGGCCCAAGGCACUGUUUUAGCAGGUGGUCGAUACGAUGGUCUUAUUCAAAGAUUUGGUGGACCAGAAGUUCCUGGUAUUGGUUGGGCAGCAGGUUUGGAACGCCUAGAACUGCUAUGGAAAGGUUUUGCGGAGGAAGAACGUCCUAUUGUCUUUAUUCCCAUGGGAGAAAAGGCUGAAAAACGUUCUGCAUUGUUGAUGCAAGAGCUGCGUCAAGCAGGACUUUAUAGCGAAAUGACUUAUUCUGGAAAUUUGCAAAAGCGUUUGAAAAAAGCAGAUAAAUGUUGUGGAAAAUGGGCUGUUAUUUUAGGGGAUGAUGAGCUGGCCUCAGAAUUGGCAACGGUACGCUUUUUAGAUGAUGGCGCGCAAGAAUCUGUGCCGUUAUCUGCUUUGCCUAAUUAUUUUAUGGAGAAAAGUACAUGA